This is a messenger RNA of Sesamum indicum (sesame), 1006 nucleotides long. RefSeq names its product Plant invertase/pectin methylesterase inhibitor superfamily protein. Gene Ontology annotation, molecular function: enzyme inhibitor activity. The record is from RefSeq and is a predicted model, not a curated record. NCBI's taxonomy places the organism in Eukaryota, Viridiplantae, Streptophyta, Magnoliopsida, Lamiales, Pedaliaceae. Gene Ontology annotation, biological process: negative regulation of catalytic activity.
UAUAUCAGCAAACCCUGUAAGAACAUCCAAACUGCCCAUAUAUACCCCCUUAUCUCUCUUGCUUUCCGACACUAUCACCCACUACCCUAAAAGCUUAAGCCACCCCCACUCCACACACACACACACUUGCCGCCGCCACCGUGAACCGCCGCAUUGACAACUGAUCUCUCCACUGAACUACCCGCCCAUCCGAAAAUGAUAAGGACCCUUCAUUCUUGUCUCCUCAUUCUCCUCCUUUCUCCGACAAUGCUUAUCUCAACUACCCACGCCGGCGAGGCACCAAAGCACGACCUCGUCCGCCGCUCCUGCGUCCACGCCAGCUACCCGGAAAUCUGCCUCCGGACCCUCUCCUCCUACGGUGCCGCCGCCAGCACCCCCAGGGAUUUGGCUCAGGCGGCGGUGAGGGUGAGCCUGGCUCACGUGCGCAGGGCCUCGGAGUUCCUGUCCCAGCUGAAGGUCGGCGGGCGGAACUGCGUGGAGCAAAUGGGCGACUCCGUGGAGGAGCUGAGCAAGACGCUGGCCGCUCUGGAGCACCUUCGGCGCGGCGCCGAUUUCAGGUGGCAGAUGAGCAAUGCGGAGACGUGGGUGAGCGCCGCCUUGACGAACGAGGACACCUGCCUCGACGGGUUCAAGGAGAUCGACGGCAAAGUCCGGUCGGAUGUGCGGCGGAAGAUCACGAACGUCGCUAGAGUUACAAGUAACGCGCUUUAUCUCAUCAACCUUCUCGACGAUCAGUCCCGAGGCAAACCUUGAAUAAGUUUGAUGAACACCCACAUCGAAUCCAUGGCUUCCUCUGUUUCAAUUUCACUACUCUAUGAUCUAAACUCCGACUCUCCCAAAUCUCUCUCCUCCCUCCCUCCCUCUCUCUAUAUAUAUAUGUAUGCAUAAGUGCAUAUAUGAGUUCAUAAUGUAGUCUUGUAAUAUUUGUGCCGCCCCUUGUUAGUUCCGUGUUUGUGUGUGCAUAAUUUUGCUGAAAUUAGUAGCUUCUGCUUGCCAAUUUCUUCUU